This is a messenger RNA of Drosophila miranda, 610 nucleotides long. Its product is annotated as 39S ribosomal protein L50, mitochondrial. Gene Ontology annotation, cellular component: mitochondrial large ribosomal subunit; mitochondrion. The annotation marks the transcript as partial. The record is from RefSeq and is a predicted model, not a curated record. The transcript is spliced from 2 exons. NCBI's taxonomy places the organism in Eukaryota, Metazoa, Arthropoda, Insecta, Diptera, Drosophilidae.
AUACCAUCAUCCAAAAACUACCUUAAUAACCCAACAAAAAUACCAUUAUCAUACGGAAAAUGGCAGCGAAUUUACGUAAAAGCCAAAAUCUUGUGGGGAGUCUGCAUAAAUGUUUCACCACGGCGGCCAGCGGAUCGUGUACGCUCCGUGGCCGGCUCGCUGCAGUUGACCAGUGACAAUCGAAAGCUGGACAAUCUCUCCGAGAAGUUUCAAUUUCUAUCCGCAUGCUUUCAGGAACUGCAGCACGGAGUUCCAAACUCCCAGGUCCAUGAACUCUGCACCGUUGCCGAUGUGAUAGCAUUUUACGAGACUCCUGUCGACACGACUGCGCCUUUGGAUGCUCUUAGGCGCACAGACCUUCCUGAGAAUUUGCACAUGCAGUACGAAUAUUUGCGUUUCAACCCCGAGACGGAUACCAAAUUUAAUGGAAAGACAGCGUUCCCGAAGAGCUCCACUCUGGUGACGGGUCUGAAAUACCGUGGCAAGUACGAAGGGCAUGAAGCCAAGCGGUCUUGGCCUUAGAAGAUAUUUUUUAGAGCUCGUUAGUUCGCGUAUAUUUUAUUAGUGUAUAAUAAAGUAUAUAAUAAUAAAGCUUGAGAAUCUAUAAUAA